GAUAGGUCAUCAGCUGAGAGCCUGUACCGCCGCCAUAUUAUCUCAGUUACUGAACGAAGAGGGUUGCUUUCAACCGAAAUUCCAACAUGCAGGGCCUCACACUCGCUAGUUUGAAGAAGCACCCCGCUUUGAUCCCCCUGUAUGUGUGUCUGGGAGCUGGGGUGGCUGGUGCAACCUUCUACACCCUGCGAUUGGCCUUCAGGAACCCUGAUGUGAGUUGGAACCGCACUGGUAACCCAGAACCCCAGCAGGAGUGGGCUAACAAGCAGUACAAGUUCUGGUCCCCUGUCCGAGACUACUCAACCUACAGGGCACCCGUCCCCAAGUACUCCGAGUAAUUUAACACCAUGAAACCACCACCGAAUCGAGAUCCCCUCUUUCAUUUACCAAUAGGGAUGAUACACUGUUGGUAAGGGGGGGAGAGGUCACGAUACUUAUGGGUUUGGUAAUGAUUGAAGGGAGAAAGAAAUUGAAGGCAAUGUGAGAUUUCAUUGGACUAAUCUGCUGCAGACUGGUGAAAAUUUUAAAUUUAAAAUUUUUACUGCUUAGGAUUUUACUGUACAGUUUUGGUUAAUAUUGUCCUCAAUUAUUUGAGAUCCAAAUAUUAAUUCUCUCUCUACUUGUUACCAUAGCCAUAAGUGUUCCUUUUGGUAGUUUCAGUUUGAAAUAUUGCCAUUGCAAUGCUGCUAUGACAGAGGACAAUAAUAAACCUUCUGUAUUACUGCACUGUGACCAGACAAUAAUUAGUUGCUUUUUUUUAUUUUGUCAUUCAAAUGUAAGUCAAACACUUGAAAGUGGAAAGAGUCGGGGAUGAUAAUAUCUUUUAAAUGUUAGUGUUCUUUAAAAUAAUUUGUACAGUUUACUGUGUAUAAAGACCACAUUCAGAUGUACCAUAUAUAAUAAAUUGGUUUACUAUA
Molecule: messenger RNA, 917 nt
Organism: Penaeus chinensis
Lineage: Eukaryota; Metazoa; Arthropoda; Malacostraca; Decapoda; Penaeidae
Gene: ND-MLRQ
Product: cytochrome c oxidase subunit NDUFA4-like
Exons: 3
Coding region: 87-338 (83 amino acids)
Source: RefSeq, a predicted model, not a curated record